UAUAUAUAAUAUAUAAUAUAUAUUAUGGUCGUCGUCGUCCUCUGAGCUCUCAUUCCUAUAUAUCUUAAGCAAGCCACACUCUUUCUGUGUGGCGUGCUUUUUCGACGUAUUUUGGUGGGGUGCUAAGUGUGGAAUCGAAGUGUAUAUUGGAUUUAGAAUUAUGGGGUUUGAGAUGAGCGUUAUAAUUCGAAGCUAUGACGGGGGGCAAUCCGAUAGAGCUCAAGUGGAAGAUCUCGAGAGAAGAUGCGAGGUAGGGCCAGCAGAACGAGUUUUUCUCUUCACAGACACUAUGGGCGACCCCAUCUGUAGAAUUCGAAACAGUCCGAUGUACAAGAUGCUGGUGGCGGAGUUGGACAAGGAACUGGUUGGUGUUAUUCAGGGUUCUGUUAAGGUUGUCACGGUUCAUAGGCAUGAUGAUCAUAUGGAUCUAGCCAGGGUUGGCUACAUCUUAGGCCUAAGGGUUGCACCCGUUCAUCGGCGACGAGGGAUUGGCUCCAGCCUGGUGCGCCGGCUGGAGGAGUGGUUCAUUGCCAACGACGUUGAUUAUGCGUACAUGGCUACCGAGAAAGGAAACGAGGCCUCGGUUAAGCUCUUCGUGAACAAGUUUGGCUACAGCAAGUUCAGGACUCCGGCUAUACUCGUUAACCCGGUUCACAAUCACCCAUUUCAUAUUUCAUCCAACGUUGAGAUACAGAAGAUCAAGAUAGAAGAAGCUGAAUCUCUGUACAGAAAAUUCAUGGCGGCCAUGGAGUUCUUCCCUCAUGACAUAGACAACGUGCUGAGGAACAGGCUGAGCUUGGGAACAUGGGUGGCUUAUCCGAGAGGGGAGUCUUUUGGGUCAAAUGGGCAAGUUCCAAGUAGUUGGGCCAUGCUUAGCGUAUGGAACAGUGGAGAGAUAUUCAAGCUGAGGCUGGGGAAAGCACCUUUAUCCUGCUUGAUAUACACAAAAAGCUCAAGAUUGAUGGAUAAGUUUUUCCCCUGCUUGAAACUGCCUUUCCUGCCAAAUUUUUUCCACCCAUUUGGAUUCUACUUCAUGUAUGGGGUGCACCGGGAAGGACCGAUGUCUGGAAAGCUGGUGAGGAGCUUGUGCCAAUUCGUGCACAACAUGGCAACCAAGUCGAAGGACUGCAAGGUAAUCGUAACAGAAGUUGCAGGUGACGACACUCUGAGACAUCACAUCCCGCGCUGGAGAUUGCUCUCAUGCCUGGAAGAUUUGUGGUGCAUGAAAGCCUUGAAAAAUGAAGAGAGAAACACACUCCAUGAAUUGACAAAAACUCCACCAACAAGAGCUCUUUUUGUAGACCCUAGAGAGGUAUGAACCCAAAAAAGUAUCCUGAUGAUCACCUGUCCAUAUAUGCCUGAGGUAGCCAAACCCCACCUCAUGGUAAUGUAUGAUAUGUCCAAUCCAUCUCUCCUGGUGGGGGUUUUCCUCUUGUUCCUUUCACAUCGGUGACACAAAAUCUCACAAGAUUUCCUUAAAUAGGUGACACCCUUUGUUGUCCUUGUUCACAACUAGAUUUUGCUCCUCACGAUUCAGACUGAUCAAUAAGCGCGGUGGUCCAACUUUUGUCCCGUCCUCUCAGGUAAAAGUUUUAGCUGGACCAUCCCCUCCCUUGUUGAGUCCCAUCACACCAUAUAUCCAUCUCCCUAACAUGCCACAACAUACUGACAACUGAGAAUUUCGUCUAAAUGAAAGAGAAGAUGAUCAUCAUCAUCAUAUGUAUGAACAAAAGUGUUUUUCUAAAGGGUAUUUAGACCACUCAAUGUAUUAACUCCUACAAAAGUAACUGAUCUCAAGUUGGAAAUUUUGGACC
Molecule: messenger RNA, 1814 nt
Organism: Carya illinoinensis
Lineage: Eukaryota; Viridiplantae; Streptophyta; Magnoliopsida; Fagales; Juglandaceae
Product: probable N-acetyltransferase HLS1
Exons: 2
Coding region: 161-1318 (385 amino acids)
Molecular function (GO): acyltransferase activity, transferring groups other than amino-acyl groups
Source: RefSeq, a predicted model, not a curated record